GUACAGAGGUUUUAAAUAAAAUAGGUGUUCUGUAGCUCCCUAAAAAUAGUUCCUCUAUGAAUCACCACCAUUUUAUAUUUACAGUUAAUGUUUGCUUUAAAAAACGAAGUGUUUAAAAUGUCUCAAAGAAAAUGUUGAAUAAAUCAGAAACGAGGCGAAGCUACGGUCUGCACAGUCUAGUAUUGUGUUGUAACAAAAAUUUUGUAUUUGAUGUCUUUUGCAGCUUCUUUGCGGUAUUAUAUUCAUUCCUGAUCUCCAUUCAUUGUACAUCUGAGGAUUCAGACUAAAUCAGGAUGUUGACCACUGCUGUUCUUAUUCUCAUUGUCACCAGUAAAGUUGUCCUAGGACAGAUACAGGAUGACAGACGAACUGUUAAAGGACCAAUAUAUCCAUUAGAUAUGGCAGAGAAUUCUGUUGAUGACCGGUAUUAUGGCUGUUCAAAGCAGAUGAAAAACCUGGUGGAGACAAAAUUUCAAAAGAAAGAAAUUACUGCUAACAUAUCUGGCUUUGGAACUGCUUGGACUACCAGUGAAAAAGAAAUCCUUCGACCACAAGAUAACUUAACUAGAAACCAUUUAAUUGCCAUUUCUGUGUAUACUGGUGUUAUGGUACAUGAAACAUUCAAUCAGGAUGUUAGGACCGAUAAACAGAAAUACCAAAACAAGACAUUCUCAUGGUAUUCACUUCAUUUUUGGUUGACACGAGCGAUACAGACUCUUAAGAAAACGCAAAAGGGAUGCAUAUUAACUUAUCGUGGUACCGAUGCUACAUUUAAGGGUGUCAAAAACACAGAGAUUCGUUUUGGUUUAUUUGCAUCCUCCUCUCCUAGUCUUAAAGUAGCAAUGAAAUUUGGAACUAAAUCUUGUUUUGAAAUCGAGACUUGUUAUGGUGCUAAUGUGACAAAAUACUCCAAGUUUCCUAGACAGAAAGAGGUGUUGAUUCCCCCAUACGAGACAUUUAAUAUCACUGAUAUCAGGAAAGGUAAGACGGAUGACUGGUGUAACACUGUGUUUGUGUUAAACAGCACUGGUGUAAAAAGUAACUUAAACUGUUCAUCAGUCAAGCCCAAGAAAUAUCACAAUGUCAUUAUCUCUGACUGAUCAGCAUUUACAUAUUUUCAUUUCUCUUUGAUAUAUUAAGCAAGUUUUCAGAAUUGCAGUUUAAAUGACCCAAAUGAGAAUCAUUUAUUUUUUUAUUUUUUUGAUCACA
This is a messenger RNA of Misgurnus anguillicaudatus (oriental weatherfish), 1209 nucleotides long. Lineage: Eukaryota; Metazoa; Chordata; Actinopteri; Cypriniformes; Cobitidae. The record is from RefSeq and is a predicted model, not a curated record.